This is a messenger RNA of Linum tenue, 621 nucleotides long. The record is from the annotation of a GenBank genome assembly. NCBI's taxonomy places the organism in Eukaryota, Viridiplantae, Streptophyta, Magnoliopsida, Malpighiales, Linaceae.
CCUUGUAUUAGCCGCUUCCGACACAACCAUGGUGACAAUGACCAGGCUCCUCUCUCUCCUAGUCAACCACCCCGACGUCUUGAAAAUAGCCCAAUCCGAGCAGGACAGCCGCGUGGGCAACCAACGUCGAGUUCAAGAGUCCGACCUCCGCCACCUGGAUUACCUCGAAGCCAUCAUCAAGGAAACUCUCCGCUUGAACCCUCCCGGCCGGUCUCCUUGCCACACCAAUCUAUGGAAGACUGCACCUUCUCCGGCCGGUCCGUUCGCAAGGGCACCUGGCUCAUCGUCAACAUAUCCAAGAUCCAACACGACCCGAGGGUCUGGUCGGACCCGGACGAGUUUCGGCCCGACUGGUUCUUGACGACCCAUAGCAGGGAUAAUAGUAUACGUGAACAAUUUUCCCAACAACCGGUUGGCAGUGGAAGGAGGAUGUGUCCUGGUGUGAAUUUCGCGCUGCGGGUUAUGCACCUGACCCUGGCUACACUAUUGCAUGGGUUCGAUUUCGUGAGGCCCGGCAGCAAACCGGUUGACAUGACGGAGGGGAUCGGGCUGACUGUUCCUAGAGCUACUCCUCUUGACGUUUUGUUGUCUCCCCGCCUGCCUCCUCAUCUAUAUGGGUGA